Messenger RNA from Mustela lutreola (European mink), 2387 nucleotides. RefSeq names its product FAM161 centrosomal protein B (gene FAM161B). Gene Ontology annotation, biological process: cilium organization. The transcript has 8 exons. The record is from RefSeq and is a predicted model, not a curated record. NCBI's taxonomy places the organism in Eukaryota, Metazoa, Chordata, Mammalia, Carnivora, Mustelidae. Gene Ontology annotation, cellular component: cilium. Bases 511 to 2157 code for a protein of 548 amino acids.
GCCCAACUCUAGCCAAGUCCCUUGUGACUCUGGGCCUCAUCCUCUUCCUCAGUAAAAACCAUUCUGCAAGUUGUCCCUUACCCAGGCUCCAGCUCAGAAUCCACCUUCGGAGCCAAGUGUGUUCUGAUUCCGAUCUAGAAUAGAUUCCUAUCUAUUUCCUUCCUAAAUCACUUUGGGUUACCCUUAGUCACUGGAAGCACUGGGAUUGACUAAAGGGAUGCCCUUCUCACUCCCUCCCAAGAACAGCAACGAGGUACACUGACCUUGGCCAAGCCCUUCUAUAUGUGUGUACGCUGCAUUUAUAAUAUUUAAUAUUUAUUUUUUCUUCCCACUAACCCUGUAAGAAGAUACGAUUUUUGCCAUUCUCCAGAUGAGGAAAUCAAGGUUCCAAGCAAACCCUGCUAAAGGUCACAUGGCUGGUAAUUGUUUGAAGCAAGAUUUGAACCUGGGUCCGACGCUAAAGCCCGGCUCUGUUCCACUGCACUGUUCUCCUGCCCAUGUGAAAAUAGAAUGCAGGGUGCCAGGCUGGCUCAGUCGGUGGAGUGGGCAGCUCUUGAUCUCAGGGAUGUGAGUUCCAGCCCGAGGUGCAGCUCGACGAGGCGCUGCAGCUCCCUGAGCAGCCUUCCCUCCGACGAUCCUAACAGUCAGCCCCAGCCACCCCCAGGCUCCAGGCCCCCCUCGCAGCACAGAAGCAUCCGCUCCUGGGUGUCGUCCAUCACGGUCCCCCGGCCGUUCCGCAUGACACUGCGUGAGGCCCAGAAGAAGGCCCAGUGGCUGGCCUCCCCUGCCUCCUUUGAGCAGGAGAGGAAGCAGGCCCAGCGGCAGGGGCAGGAGGAGGCCGAGUGCCACCGGCAGUUCCGGGCGCAGCCGGUGCCCGCGCACGUCUACCUGCCCCUCUACCGGGAGAUCAUGGAGCGCAGCGAGGCCCGCAGGCAGGCAGGGAUCCAGAAGAGGAAGGAACUGCUCCUCUCCUCCUUGAAGCCCUUCAGCUUCCUAGUGAAGGAGGAGCAGAGAAAGGAAGCCGCUAAGCAGAGGGAGCUGGCCGCCACAGCCAAGGCCAAGGUCCCCAAGCAGAAGGCCACCAGAAGGAUUCCCAAGUCCAUUCUGGAGCCAGCCCUCGGGGACAAACUGCAAGAAGCGGAACUCUUAAGGAAAAUUCGCAUCCAGAUGAGAGCCCUAGACAUGCUCCAGAAGGCCGCCUCCCCGAUCGCCCCCUCCGGGGGCCGGGUGGGCCCACAGCCCCGCGCGGCUACCCGAACCCAGAAGGAAAAGCUUGCGUUUCUGCACACGGACUUUGGAUUCCAGCCUCGUGUGAAUCCUGCCGUCCCUGACUACGAAGGCCUUUACAGGGCCUUCCAGAGAAGAGCUGCCAAGAGAAGGGACACCAGAGAGGGGACUCGCAACAAGCCCUUCUUGCUGAGGACCGGCAGCCUGUGUCGCACUCCCGGGUCCUGUGAUGCCGCCACAUCUGGAGGGAGGAGGGACUCUCCACAGCCACCAGCCACACCCCUGCCAAGGAGCCGUUCUCUGAGCGGCCUUGCUUCCCUCUCCGCCAACACCCUCCCUGUGCACAUCACAGACGCCACCAGGAAGAGGGAAUCUGCAGUCAGAAGUUCACUUGAAAAAAAGGACAGAGCAGAUGAGAGUACUCAGUGGUUGGAGAUGCACAAAAAGAAGUGUCAAGCGAUGUCUAAAUCCGUGACCUUUCGUGCCAAAGCCAUGGAUCCCCAUCAAAGCCUGGAGGAAGUGUUCAAAGCAAAGCUGAAAGAGAAUCGGAACAAUGACCGUAAAAGAGCAAAAGAGUAUAAGAAAGAAUUGGAAGAAAUGAAGAAGAGAAUAGAGACAAGACCCUACCUCUUUGAACAAGUUAGCAAGGACCUUGCCAGGAAAGCUGCAGAACAACGGUAUCGAGACACCCUGAAGCAGGCUGGGCUCGAUGAAGACUUUGUGAGGAGCAAGGGUCAGGGCAGCCGGGAUGAACAGCGGCAGGGGCAGUCAGAAGGCCGUGAUUGUCCCAGCACCCAUGAAACUACAAAACUCAGCACCAGAAAUCCACAGCAGGAUUUAGAAGAAUCUCUACAAGAGCCUACAAGUCCCAAGAAAGAACUGGAAGAGCUGUCUUACGAACUACUAGAUAAUUGCAAAUCACUUGCUUAAUCAGUAACACAAAAUUACUGCUUUUCAAUAUUAACCAGCUAACUUGGGGGCUAAGUCAAGUCAGGCAAAACUUGGCUUCUGAGUCAACGGCUACUCUUGGAGGAUGGGGAAAAGCAGGUAACAAACAGGGAAUGAUUGGUUUAAAUAAAUCAAAGUGAAAAACCUCAGGGCAGUGGACCAGAGCUGAGUUAAGCAUUCUUGCUUUGUGCCUCCUACUUUAAAAAAAGGCA